Messenger RNA from Paramormyrops kingsleyae, 1653 nucleotides. Lineage: Eukaryota; Metazoa; Chordata; Actinopteri; Osteoglossiformes; Mormyridae. The record is from RefSeq and is a predicted model, not a curated record.
UGUUUUGCUUUUCGAUGUUUUGUCGCAGUCCCGGCCGGGCUGAAAAUGGCGGAGAGUUCAGAACGGCAAAGCCUGAUGGAUGGAGAGGGUGACUCCUUCACGAGCCGCGAUGGCGGCUCCUCGAAUUCAAUGUUGGCCAUAUGCGAUCCGACUCGACUGGCCCAUAGAUUCGUGGUAUUGCUGUUAAUGUGCUUUUUAGGUUUUGGGAGUUAUUUCUGCUAUGACAACCCGGCCGCCUUGCAGACGCAGAUUAAGCAGGACAUGGAGCUGAAUACGUCCCAGUUCAUGCAGCUGUACGCCUGGUACUCCUGGCCCAAUGUCGUCCUAUGCUUCCUGGGAGGAUUUUUAUUGGACAGAGUCUUUGGCAUUAGGCUGGGGACAGUCAUCUUCUCCAUCCUUGUGUGUGUUGGACAGGUCAUAUUUGCUGCUGGUGCACUUUUCAAUGCUUUCUGGUUGAUGGUAUUUGGACGUUUUGUCUUUGGCAUUGGAGGCGAGUCCUUGGCUGUGGCCCAGAAUACCUAUGCUGUGAACUGGUUCAAGGGGAGAGGUCUGAACCUUGUGUUCGGUCUUCAGCUCAGUAUGGCGCGUCUGGGUAGCACCGUGAACAUGAACGUGAUGGGACUGGUGUACCACCGAAUCUGGGACUGGAGGGGGUCCACGGGCUACUCCACGCUGGGCGUCGUGCUGAUGAUUGCGUCCGCUACAUGCGUGUUCUCCUUGGCUUGUGCGGUGAUCCUUGGCUACCUUGACAAACGGGCUGAACGACUUUUAAACAAAGAAGAAGGCAAAACCGGAGAAGUGAUCAAGCUGUCUGAUGUGAAAGACUUCCCCCCCUCUCUCUGGCUCAUCUUCAUCAUUUGCGUGGGCUACUAUGUGGCUGUCUUUCCCUUCAUUGGGCUUGGCCAGGUUUUCUUCAUUGAAAAGUUCAAUUUUUCACCAGCUGAAGCAAGUGCUAUUAACAGUGUUGUGUACAUCAUCUCAGCCCCAGCAUCGCCCAUCCUUGGCUUCAUGGUGGAUAAGACUGGGAAGAACAUACUCUGGGUGGUGAUGGCUGUUGUCGUCACUCUGGCUUCCCAUAUGAUGCUUGCCUUCACCUUCUGGAACCCCUGGAUUGCUAUGAGCCUGCUGGGUGUGUCCUACUCUCUGCUAGCAUGUGCGCUGUGGCCCAUGGUUGCCUAUGUGGUCCCAGAGCACCAGCUGGGAACUGCCUAUGGAUUCAUGCAGUCCAUACAGAAUCUGGGUCUGGCUCUGAUCUCUAUGGCGGCGGGGGGCAUCCUUGACAGCCGGGGUUACCUGUUCCUUGAGGUCUUCUUCUGUGCUUUUGUCUGCUUGGCCCUGGUUGCUGUUGUGGUGCUGUACUUCCUCAAUCUUAUCAGAGGAGGAGAACUGAACUUGUCACCAUCCGCCAGGGCCGAACUCCACAAGGACAGUCCGUCUGAAUCAGAGUGAUGACACUGAGUCGUGAGGCUCAAGCUGGCUGUCACCACUGACCUGAGGAGCCUCAGCCGUUGUUUACCCGGGGCUCCUCCCACAGCACUGACAGACCGCCCACAUUUUACGCAGACUCCUCCCACAGUGCACAUGGGGCUCGCAGUGUACUCUCCUCCCAGGGUUGUAUAGAGAGCUCUGCUCCAGUGCCACCUUUUAAUUGUC